GAGCUGCUAUCACCGCGGAGCGGAGGUUGGUGCCCGCGGUCAGGCGCCCCUCUGCCGCGACCGUGCGGCGCCUCGUCCCGCUGGCCGAUGAGCGCCGCCACUCUCUACAGCCUGGACUCCCCGGCAUGCUAUAAGAGCUGGUGCCUGGAGCCCGCCAACUUCUACGACGCCAAGGUGGGCAGCGGCGGCGGGCCCGGUCCCGCCUGCAAGCUGGGGGGCCGCGGCGGCUGCGGGAUGAGCGGCGAGGAGGCAGGGGGCGGCCUGGGGGGCAGCGGCACCAACCUGGCGGAGCUGAGCGCCGCCGCCCCGGCCAUGUAUGAGGACGAGAGCGCCAUCGACUUCAGCUCCUACAUUGACUCCAUGUCGGCCGUGCCCAACCUGGAGCUCUGCAACGACGAGCUCUUCGCCGACCUCUUCAACAGCAACCACAAGCCCGAGCGGGGCGGGGACUACGGCGAGUACUUGCCGCCGGGCGGCGGCGCCGGCCGCGACCCCGCCAAGGACCUCGGCGCUGCCAUGACCACCCUGCUGGGCGCCGAGCCCCGCACCGCCUCCUCGUCCUCCUCCUCUUCCUCCUCCUCCUCCUCUUCCUCCUCCCGCGGCGCGCUGAAGCAGGAGCCGGACUGGAGCGACAGCGACCUGUCCUCCUCGCUGCUGCCGUCGCAGAUCGCCACCUGCGCGCAGACCAUCAUGAACCUGAGCGGGCAGCCCACGCCGCCCACCUCGCCCGAGCCGCCGGGCAGCAGCUCCCCGUCCAGCUGCAGCACCCGCUCGCCGGGCCCCGCAGCGCCGCUGCCCGGCCCGGGGCAGGGCGUCCCUGCCCCGCCGGUCCCCGGCGGGAAGGAGCGGGGCGGCAAGAAGUGCGUGGACAGGUUUAGCCCCGAGUACCGGCAGCGCCGGGAGCGCAACAACAUCGCCGUGCGCAAGAGCCGCGACAAGGCGAAGCGGCGCAACCAGGAGAUGCAGCAGAAGCUGCUGGAGCUCUCGGCCGAGAACGAGAAGCUGCACAAGAAGAUCGAGCAGCUCACCCGGGACUUGACCAGCCUCCGGCACUUCUUCAAGCAGCUGCCCAGCGCCUCGUUCCUGCAGCCCGGCUCGGGCACCGACUGCCGGUAACCGGGGCGGGGAGCGGGACGGAGAGACGGACUCCGGGUGACUGUGGAUGAUAAAUAAAUACCUCAGCGGCCGCGCCGGGCCGAGCAGAGCCUAUGCGGAGCCGGGCCGCGGCGUUCCGGGCCGGGCCGGGCCGGGCGCGGGGCAGGAGACGCGAAGCCGCGGUGAGAGCCGCCGGCCGCUUGCGGAGCGUCGGAGCGACGCGGGGCCGGGCCCGGGUCUUGCACCACGAAACUUGCAAAAAAAAAAAAGAAAAAAGCUAAAUAUAUAUAUAUAUAUAUUUUCUUCUCUCCCCUUAAAUUAUUUUUGUAAUGGUAGUUUUCAUCUUUUCUACAUUUUACUCAUACCGAUGCAGCUAUGGUACAUCUGUUAAAAUGAUUCAACCCCACAUGUAUCUUAGGGAGUAGGAUGAAAACCCAGAGAGACUGAGCAUGCUCGACCUUUUAUAUCAAUUUUUACAGCAUUUCUAGGAAUAAAAGAACAAAAAGCAUUUUAAAACAA
This is a messenger RNA of Pezoporus occidentalis (night parrot), 1614 nucleotides long. It is a transcript of the gene CEBPD, whose product is annotated as CCAAT enhancer binding protein delta. Bases 88 to 1116 code for a protein of 342 amino acids. Gene Ontology annotation, molecular function: RNA polymerase II cis-regulatory region sequence-specific DNA binding; DNA-binding transcription factor activity, RNA polymerase II-specific. The transcript has a single exon. NCBI's taxonomy places the organism in Eukaryota, Metazoa, Chordata, Aves, Psittaciformes, Psittacidae. The record is from RefSeq and is a predicted model, not a curated record. Gene Ontology annotation, biological process: regulation of cell differentiation; DNA-templated transcription; regulation of transcription by RNA polymerase II.